Messenger RNA from Candidula unifasciata, 1056 nucleotides. NCBI's taxonomy places the organism in Eukaryota, Metazoa, Mollusca, Gastropoda, Stylommatophora, Geomitridae. The record is from the annotation of a GenBank genome assembly.
AUGGGAAAGUCAUCAAAAGACAAGAGGGAUGUUUACUACAGACGGGCAAAAGAGGAAGGGUGGAGAGCUCGGAGCGCUUACAAACUUCUACAGAUCAAUGAUGAUUUCAGUAUAUUUGAGGGUGUCAAGAGAGUGGUAGACCUUUGCGCGGCACCAGGCAGCUGGAGUCAAGUAUUGGCAAAGAAACUCAGGGGAGAAAAUGAUAGUAAGUCAGAUGCAAAAAUCGUGGCAGUUGAUCUACAAGCCAUGGCUCCAAUUCCUGGAGUGAUACAGCUACAGGGAGACAUUACAAAGAAAUCUACAGCUCAGGCCAUUAUUGGCCAUUUUGAAGGGGAGCAGGCUGAUUUAGUUGUCUGCGAUGGUGCACCUGAUGUGACAGGCCUGCAUGACAUUGAUGAGUACAUUCAAGCUCAGCUGUUACUUGCUGCCCUAAACAUCACUACACAUGUUCUGAAGAAAGGAGGGACAUUUGUUGCUAAAAUAUUCCGUGGCAAGGACGUGACAUUACUAUACGCCCAGCUGAAGAUCUUUUUUCCUUUGGUCACUGUUUUCAAACCCCGCAGCAGCAGGAAUUCCAGCAUAGAGGCUUUUGUUGUGUGUCAGAACUACUCACCCCCAGACGGAUACAUUCCCAAUAUGUCAAAUCCUUUGUUGGAUCAACAUUAUGAUGUGGAUUUCAACAAUCUUGAGGGCCCAAACAGAAUCAUAGUCCCCUUUCUGGCAUGUGGUGACCUCAGCGGCUUUGAUUCAGACAUGACUUAUCCUCUUGAGCUUGCGCCAGGCAAAACAUACGUUUACCAUGAGCCGACCCAGUCACCCAUUAACCCACCAUAUAAAGAGGCAUGCCUGUUGCGGAAGACGGACCAACUGUUGAAGCCAACUUUACAGCAGGACAAAGGAUUGGUUACUGCUGAAUCUUCAGGUGAUCCUGCACCUGUGUCUCAGGAUGCAGCUGAGGGAGAAGAAUCUUCUACAGUAGUGAAGGAUUCGCAGGAAGCCUAUGAUCUCAACCAUUCUCAUCUUGCUAAACAGUUGAACAAUUUGUCUGUGAAGUGA